UCUACAGUAGGCUGAUAAAAAACGAAACAUUAGGCUACAGUGCAAACGGUCGUAAAUUCAAGAUGACAUAGAUGACAAUUAACUGAUCCUAAUAUAUGCACAUGUUUUCGAAUUCACGGGCAAGUAUGACUUUUAAUAGUUUAAUAGUUUUACUUUUUAAAACUUUUUUUGAUUGCAAAGGGUGUGUUGCUUAUUCGCCGGCAGCGUUAAUGUAGCCUAACGUUAUUGCAGUCGAAGUACGACCAUUGACAUCUCGUCCUGCAGUUUGAACUCAGCCCUAAGCUGCCAGUAAAGGCUGCGAGAGCAGGAUGGAUCCCAGAGAUUACCCAUGGCAUCGAUUUGAACCCCAGGGACCUCAGUACUACCCUCCCAGGCCUUCUUACCCACAAAGAUCCAGGGACAGGGAUGGGUACUACAGAACCGGACACAAUGAUGAUGCAUACUACCCCCACCGGGAUCCUAGAGUUAAGCAGUGGCCGGCUUUGGACCCCCGGUCUGGGAAACACGUCAUCCGUCCCCCGCCCCCGAGACCAGACUUCACACCCGAUUACUGGAGCGGCCCCGCCACUAGACCAGGCUAUGAUUCUGAUAGAACAAGUGGUCGAGCCCACUCAAGACAGGGUUAUGAGCAUCAUCCACACAACUAUUCAUCUUGGGACACCAGAGAAGACUAUGGGUAUUAUGAUCAUGGCUAUCACACAGGGCAUUACCAGCACCCAGAUGCUGUCCGAUGGACUCAGCAAGAUUACUGGGGGUCAGGGCCCUAUCAGGACCAAAGAUAUGAACAAGACUGGACUGGCACCGCCUACCCAGAUCAGUACAGAAUCAAUCAGCAAACAGACAAUGGCAACGACUUUAACAGUCCUGACAGAGACCAUGCCAGGGAAAAUGGAGAAGGUUCAGGGCAGGCCUCUCUGUAUGGAACCGGGACAUUGGCAGAGUCCAAAACCUCUGGGCUCUCCUCCAGCAGCUACGAGUUGAGCCAGUACAUAGACGGCACGGAUCAGAAUGACCUGCCCCCACAGUCUCGCUGGAGUCCCUCAAAAACAGAUGUCAGCGCUUACCCCCGGGUGGAGGCCCCGCUGAAGCACUGCCUGCCCCACGUGAGGGCCAGCUUCGGGCCCACAGGUCAGCUGGUCCGGGUCAGCCCCAGCCUGGCCUCACAGGGAGAGCCCGCCCUGGUGGAGCUCCACAGCCUCGAGAUAAUCCUUGUGGAGACUCAGGAUCAGCAAGAAUUGCGAGACUUCCCUGGGCCACUGGCGAGGGAAGACCUACACAAGGUGGAUGCAAUUUCUUUUGCCCUGAAGAGGGCAGAAUCCUGCCUGAAGGACACCUCACUGCAAGACAGUGCCUCUGCUGCCCUCCUGUGGCAACUGCUGGUACUUCUGUGCAGACAGAAUGGUAGGAUUGUGGGCUCGGAUAUCGCCGAGCUCCUGACCAGAGGCUCCCGGGCCCCGGGAAAGUGCGAUGGGGAGGUGGGUCUCUCUGACGGGCCCAGCCUCAUCGACCUGAGUGAGGACCCCACUCCUGAAACCGAGGUUCUGGAAGGGCCCGACCUGCUGACCGGGGCCCCGGCCCCGAGCAUCCAGUCCGCAGACGAGGACCUGCAGAAGUACGCGCAGCUCCUAUUGGCUGGGAGGAAGAAGGAGGCUCUGGAGUCGGCCAUGAAGAGUGGACUGUGGGGCCAUGCCCUGUUUCUGGCCAGUAAAAUGGACAACAGGUCCUACACCGCUGUGCUAAACAGGUUUACAGGAAGUUUGGCCGCCAGUGACCCCCUCCAGACUCUGUUCCAGCUGCUGUCCGGAAGAAUCCCUGCUGUUGCCACGAGUUGUCUCAGUGAGAAGUGGGGAGACUGGAAGCCUCACCUGGCGGUUAUGCUGUCCAACGAGACUGGAGAUAGCGCCCUGCACCAGAAAGCCAUCAUCACUAUGGGCGAUACUCUGGCCACCAGGGGUGUGAUGAACGGAGCCCAGUUCUGCUACCUGACAGCACGUGCCCCUUUUGGUGUUUACACCUCCAGAACAGAUAGACUUGUCCUUCUGGGAAGCACUCAUAGUUUGCCUUUCCGGAAAUUUGCUCGGAAUGCUGCAGUCCAGUGCACAGAAGUGUUUGAGUACUCCCAGAGAUUGGGAAAUGCCACUUUCUUCAUUCCUUCAUUCCAGGUCUACAAAUUUCUGUACGCCUGUCGCCUGCUGGACUAUGGUCUGGCAUCUCAGGCCUUCCACUACUGCGAAGUGAUCGGAAAGGCCCUGCUAGGGCAAGAGGUCUCUUGUGCUGUCUUGCUGGGAGAGGUCAUUAAGCUGGCUGAGAGGCUGAAGCAAUCAGAGCCGCAGUCGAGCGAUGCAGACGCACACAGUCCCACCCGGGAACCUGAGUGGCUGGCACAGCUGCGUCUCCGACAGGGGGGUCAGAUGGGGAGCUAUGGUUAUAGUGACACCAGCCAAUCAGCUGCUGAAGAAAAUGCAUUAGCAAACCAGGAGAAUGGAGUGUACCCAGAUCCCUAUGCAGAAGAUCAGGAGUUCCCUACAGGUGGAAUGGUAGAUGACGUCCAGCCACCAGAUACUCUUUGCCCACAGUUUGAAGGUGCCAUAGAACAGCAGGUUUCCCAUCCCUGGCCACAGCAGCCCAUCUGGCAAGCGCACAGCCAGCCUGCAACACUCCCAGUAGUCGGAGGACAGCAAUACAACCACCAGUUUGAUCAUAGCACAUACCCACCAACUGCACCUCUGAAUCCGCCACUUAACCAUCACCCCUUGGCUUGUCAAGGGGAUGAGAUUCAGCUUUGCACAGUGGGGGAUCUGCAGUUGAAUGGGCCGGAGCCAAUCACAGAGGGGGAGGGAGGGGGCAACCAUCUGACAGCCAACCAGGACAGGAAGGCUGAAGAGAAGAACAAUUUGCAGCCUGAGAAGAGCACUAAAUCAGGAUGGUUUAGUGGUUGGUUCAAGUCAAAGCCUCAUGACGUCCAGAAGGUGGGCAGUGAGGAUGCUGCUCUUGCCCCUGGGGUAAAGGACACCCCAGCACCUCCUCUCUUCUCCACCCCUCCCCCAUCAGCCACCAUUCCAGCCAUGUUUCCUCCUCCACCUACGUCCACAGGGAUUAACCCAUUCUCCAAAAAGGCUGGGAGGCCGCAGUCUGCAAUGCAGGGUCAAGUUCCGUUCCCCAGCUCCACCUCCAUGGGCCUCCCUUAGGACCUUUUCCUGUUUAUGUUUUUUGGCAAUACUCAAAGAAGCCGGGUAACAGGAGGAAACCUGGCAAGAGAAUUUGAUCAACUUGAAGCUGAUGGCACCCUUCAGCCAGGAGCUUGUCGCUCAGCCAACGCUCUGUAUAUCUUUUUCUGGAUCACCCCACGGGCCCCCAGUACCCCCUCAUCAGCAUUGCGUGGUUACAAAAAUACACGGGAUGCGCUAGGCCCAUCAGUGGGGUUUUAAGGUCAUGUUAUCCGUCACGUUCGAUUCGCUGAAGAACCUCGACAGCUGAGGCGGGGCGUGACGGAAAAAACACGGCCUGCCAUAAAAACCGCCACCAAAGGUUUUUUUCGUUUCGCAUAAUACGUACUUCGCCAAAGAACAGCUGAUGCCUUUUACAGAAAUGUAUAUGUGUUAAUGGUGUGUUGUGGAAUGCCCGGAGGUUCACAAUCUGGUUUAACACUUUGUCCGUUUAUUUCAGGUCACACGCACUAAAACAUUCAGUAUAUAGAAAGUAUAGUAUCUAGAAGUAAAGGCCUGGUGUAAUGCAGGGUUUCUGUCGGAUGCCGCCACGUUGUUAAGUUCGCAUUGAGGACAGUGUCUGCUCAGACAGCAUUUAUAUAUUUACAGUAACCGCACUGACGAGAUCCUGUUACACUAUGCUGAUUCGCUAAAUUGAAUCCAAAAAUAAAUCCAAUCCAACCUGGAAGGUGCCUAGUGGAGAAGUUUGAUACACACACAUCAUUAAAAUUAAAACAUUUAUAUGGCACUUAAAGUGUAUGUUCAGGAUUGAUUGUGGUACAAUAUAUUUCAGCAAUAACUCACAAGAGGCGGUGAAAUAUUGGGGGCUUUGUUCCACCCCAUGUGCAGCAUUGUUCAUUUUUAACAAUUUGAUUUUACGGAGUGCAUAAUUGAAACUGUAAACACGCAUUGGAAGUCGUAGCAGUGAUAUAUCAUUAUCUUAUCUAGUUGUUAACCAAUCAGAUUUCGAGAUUUGUCUUGCCGUUUUAGAAAAAUAUAUUGUUGUUAAUGAGGCAGUGUAGUUUAUAUCUAUAUCGUAAUGUUUCCUGCAAAUUAAUUGUGCUGUGUGAUGCUCAAUAUGAACCUUUAACAGUAUUUUAUUUAUUCAAUGAAUGCCACUUAUGAACAUGCAUAUAUAGAAAUAAGCUCACUCAUUUUAAAAAUAAGCACAAAUUCCUAUUUCUCAAGUGGUUUUUGUUUUGGUGACUGAUGAACAAUGAUGAACAACUGAUGUGCAAUCAAUACAUUUUUGUCAUGUUCAGUUUUAAAUGACUGAAGAAUUAUGUAGCCAGAAAUCUAUUUUAUUUUUAUUCAGUUUUAUAUAUUCCUUUUGUAUUGUAUUGGAUUGACAUAUUUUAAUGGAAAAUGUCAUAUUUUUUAAUCUUGCCGUCUCUGCUUUCAGUUAAUUUAUGGUUUAUAAAAUACAGAAAUGCAACCCAA
Conger conger (European conger) is the source of this 4646-nucleotide messenger RNA. RefSeq names its product SEC16 homolog B, endoplasmic reticulum export factor (gene sec16b). NCBI's taxonomy places the organism in Eukaryota, Metazoa, Chordata, Actinopteri, Anguilliformes, Congridae. Bases 309 to 3188 code for a protein of 959 amino acids. The transcript has 25 exons. The record is from RefSeq and is a predicted model, not a curated record. Gene Ontology annotation, cellular component: endoplasmic reticulum exit site; ER to Golgi transport vesicle membrane. Gene Ontology annotation, biological process: autophagy; Golgi organization; COPII vesicle coat assembly.